Molecule: messenger RNA, 893 nt
Organism: Oncorhynchus nerka (sockeye salmon)
Lineage: Eukaryota; Metazoa; Chordata; Actinopteri; Salmoniformes; Salmonidae
Product: lysine-specific demethylase phf2-like
Exons: 3
Biological process (GO): regulation of transcription by RNA polymerase II; protein demethylation
Molecular function (GO): transcription coregulator activity; histone demethylase activity
Source: RefSeq, a predicted model, not a curated record
CGCGUGUCGGUCCCUCUGUGCUUCGUCAGGCGAGGCCGGCCAGAGAAGGAGCCCGAGUGGCGUCCAUAGAGACAGGACUGGCGGCUGCUGCAGCCAAACUCACACACCAGAAGGAGCAGCAGAAGACCAAGAAAAAGCAGAAGAGCACAAAAAAGAAGCCCCCUGCUGCUUUGAGAGAGGAGGAGGAGGAAGAGGAGGAACCAGUGAGGAAGCUGAGUAGGGACAGCAGUUCUCCAGAACCAGACGCGGGCCGGGACUCCGAGCCUGGUCAGACCGACCAUGAAUACUCCUCUGGGGCAGGAGGGAAGCAGGCUGGGGGGCCCCAACCCAUGGCCCCUGGAGUCUUCCUUACACAGAGACGACCCUCUACAUUUUCAUCAUCUCAAAACAAUAACAACAACAACACAGGAGGAGCCGCAGGAGGAGCAGGAAAGGGUGAUGCAAAGGGCGAAGCGAAGCGGCUAAAGAAAGGCAUGGCGACGGCCAAACAGAGACUAGGAAAGAUCCUCAAGAUCCACCGCAACGGGAAGCUCCUCCUGUAACAGGAAGUGACUCGCUACGGAGCAUUGCCAUUGGCUCCUGCAGUCCUCUUAGCAUAUGAACUGGCUCCAUCUCCUUUCCUUUGAUUGGUGCUGGGCUAACAGACAGACUUGAAACAGUCAACAUUGGUUUUGCCUAUACUUAAAAGUGUACAGAAUAAUUGCUAGAAAUAUUUUUUAAGAAAAACGUGUCAUUUUACUACAGUCAGUUUAUCAGGGGGUCGCUAUGCUAUGCGUUAAACUAGGGCUGUGGCACAAACGGCAGCCUAUUCCCUUUAUAGUGCCCUGGUCGAAAGUAGUGCGCUUACAAAUGGAAUAGGCUGCCGUUUGGGAUGCGGCCAAGAAGUUCAUCCA